GAAAGGACCAAUUUUUCCAAGGGUUUGGACGACCAUUCUUCUGAGCUUCUUCCAGGCAAGAUGCUGACUAGCCAGCGAGCGGCCAGGUACUUUGUCUUGGCUCUCACUCUCUUCCAGUGGCAAUCUGGGACAACUUUCCAGGCAGCAGCACUGCAAGAGGUAAGUGGGGAGUGAAAAGGGCCCCUGGCCUCUUCCUUGGCCCCGGGACGUGCAGGUCACCCUUCCGCCUCCAGCCAAGAGAAGUCAGCCAGUGACCUGGCAGGAAAACUCUUCCUCUUCGAUGAGCUGAUGUCCCUCGAAAAUGACGCCAUCGAGACCAAGAGGAAGCGGAGCUUCUCAGGGUUUGGCUCCCGCCUCGACAGGCUGUCGGCGGGCUCUGUGGACCUGAAAGCCAAGCAAAGGAAAGUUGUGGAGCUGCCAAAGAGGCGGUUUGGAACUCCUCUAGACCGGAUUGGAGUGAACCGUCGGAGCAACACCAGAGGUUAGCAGACGGGGGUUUGCCUGCCCUUGUUGAAGCCCUGUCCAGAACAUCUCCCAUUGCAGAAGACAUUUCAGUGAGCCCCACCUGCAGGCCCAAUGACUAUGUAAUUUAGCAACACACCGCCUAAAAAAAAAAAAAGCACGUCUCCGGUUAUGGUUAUAGCAGGUUUGGUCCACUGAUCAGACUUCCUUUCA
Molecule: messenger RNA, 675 nt
Organism: Rhineura floridana
Lineage: Eukaryota; Metazoa; Chordata; Lepidosauria; Squamata; Rhineuridae
Gene: OSTN
Product: osteocrin
Exons: 5
Biological process (GO): hormone-mediated signaling pathway
Molecular function (GO): signaling receptor binding
Source: RefSeq, a predicted model, not a curated record